AUGAAGUACACUAAGAUAGUUUUAUCGACAAUUAGAAGAGUGCGAUCUAUCUUACCUUUAUGCAUAACAAUUGGGCUACUGUUUUACUAUACUUUUCAGAAUGAGAUCAACACAUUAAAUUCAUAUGCAGAGAAUGAAGUUAUGCCAUCUAUCAGUAAUGACAUGCAUGGUGUUAUUCAAGAUCCUCUAAACAAUACUCAUGACAUGAACAAUAAUAAAAAUGUAGGAAAUAAUUAUGAGGAAAAAAUAAAAAAUAAACAUGAGGAUCAUGAGGCCAGCAUACACACUACAGACUCAAAGAAAGCGACAUCAAAAAUAGAUUUAUCAGAUCCAAAGGUUUUGCGAGUUAAGAACAGAUAUUUUCCUUUACUUAUAUCAAACUUUACACAGGAGAAAUUUACCCACAAUUAUGACAUAGCUCAGGAUCUCUGGCUAAAUUCAUUAUUAACAACGAAGGUGAAAUAUCCUCUUCUCUUUGAAUUGGAUUUACCCACCAGAAUCUCAAAAAGUGAAAAAGAAUUAAGCUCUAAAAAUAACGAACAAGCAUAUUUGACAGAAGUUCAGAACCCAGUCAUUGACCCAUCAGUAGAUACUUCACAAUAUGAAAGUUUACUCGUUGAAGUUAAAAAUCUAUUAUCAAAAGCUUUAGAGAACGAUCAAGUAAUGAUAAAAUCAAAGCAAGCUCUUAAUGAGGCCAAGGGAAAUCAAGGGAAGGGAUUUCUAUGGCCAAUUAAGUUAUUAGACAUGCUAGACUCAUUAUAUUUGAUGAAUGAAAAUAAUAUAUUUAAUGAAGCCCUAUCGAUAAUCAAAGAAAUAGAUUUUAGAUUACCACCUAGCUCAAUUUCCUUCGUUGAUAUCCCAGACUUAAUAACUAGGGCACUAGGUGGCUUACUUUCCGCGUAUGAAUUAUCUGAAGAGCCAAUUCUACUCUCUCAGGCUAAAGUAUUGGCUGAUUUCACAUUACGUGCAUUCGAUACACCGAAUGGCAUUCCAAUCAUGCCAUACCCAUGGCAAUCACUAUAUCAAAAUAGAUUUCCAUACAGAGUAGGUGACGCAGGAUCUAUUAGUAAAAUGGCUUUAGAGUUCUCUAGAAUAUCGCAAUUAUCACAAGAUAACCGCUAUUUUUCUGCCGUUUUCGAGGUCAUGCAUACAUUAACAAAGUCUAAAGAUGAAUUUGCAAUUGAUUACAUGUUUCCUGAAGAGGUAGAUCCAUCCGGUUGCAAAAUAUUAACUGAGAAUGAGAUAUGGAGGGGCAGCCAUGGACGUGGUACUGUCAUGAAAAGUAUUAACGAAGAUUUUUCAUUUGUUCAUUGUGAACAAAAAGGUACUUUAAAGGUAUCACAACCUAAUGCUGCUGAUAAACAAGAACUAUUUGUUAUUAAUGAAAAAACGAUUCCUGUAUAUGAGAACUUAAUUAAAUUAUAUCAUUUAUUUGACAAUCAUGAUAUUAUAAAAGAUAUGGAAAAACAAAUAGAAAAGCAUAAAUUGGAAAAUGACUCGAAAGAAAAUGUUGCCGAUACAAACGCCAAAGAAGCAAUGAACGUAGAUGGCAAUAGUGUGUCACAUAGUAAAUUGGUUAAAAAAUCAGCUCAAGAUGUUAUCCAAGGAACCUUAACCACAAAAAAGGCAUUUACUGAAGCUAUGGAUCAUAUUAUUCGGCUAAUGAAGUUUCACCCUAAAACACCUUUUUCGAAGAAGUUGACUUUACUUUCUUCAUUACAAACAAGAUCCUCUUAUUCUCCAUCAAAAAAUGAAUUAAGAGUUAAAAUGAGGCGGCACCAAGAUAUGUAUGCAUAUUCUUGUGAACUUCCUUCCACUUUAGCAUUAGGCUCAAGGUUAUUUAAUAUGACCAAUUACAUGGAUUUUGCAUCUGAAUUAACAGAAAGUUGUUAUAUAUUAAGCAGUUUCUUUGAUGGUGCUAUGCCUGACCAUAUGUAUUUCGAUGCUUGUAGUAAGGAUGAUCCAACUUGUACAUUCAGUAUAGAAUCUAAAAUAGCAAGUAUCACCGCAGGAAAUUAUCAAUAUUCACCAUCAGACUUUAAUUACAUAGAUUCCAAUGAAGUUAAAAUUUCAGAAAAUCUACAAACCAAAAAUACAAUCUCUGAUCCUGAAUUAUCAAGAAUCAAUCGUGUAUUGAUUUUUGUUGGAAGUAAAGAUGCUAAUUAUGUCAGUCUUGGUAAAUCUGACCUAAAUGAGAAAAAAUCUGUGUGGUCUAAUAGACCAGAAGAUCCACUCUGGAUCAAUAAAAUGUCUGACAAGAAACUGUUGUCACCACAUACAAUUAAAUCACUUUUCUAUAUGUAUAGAGUGAGUGGUGAUGAAAAAUGGAGAGAAAUGGGUAAAGAGUUAUUUUUGAAGGUGGUAAAUACUCUGAAAAAGAAUAAUCAAAAAGCAAAAGGGCUAUGGGAUGUACAUGAGAUAGAAGGAACUGAUAGUGAUGCAUAUAUUCCAAUACCUAGUAGUUUCUAUUCGCAGACUUUGAAAUAUUAUUAUUUGUUAUUUAGUAAUAAGAAAGAGUUCAGUUUAGAUGACUACAUCUUAACUACUGGUGGGCAUUUUAUAAAAAAAGACAACUAA
Messenger RNA from Tetrapisispora phaffii CBS 4417, 2577 nucleotides. RefSeq names its product putative mannosidase MNL2 (gene MNL2). Lineage: Eukaryota; Fungi; Ascomycota; Saccharomycetes; Saccharomycetales; Saccharomycetaceae. Gene Ontology annotation, cellular component: endoplasmic reticulum; Golgi membrane. Bases 1 to 2577 code for a protein of 858 amino acids. Gene Ontology annotation, molecular function: mannosyl-oligosaccharide 1,2-alpha-mannosidase activity; calcium ion binding. The transcript has a single exon. Gene Ontology annotation, biological process: carbohydrate metabolic process; N-glycan processing. The record is from RefSeq and is a predicted model, not a curated record.